AUGUAAAAGAAAGAAACUUUGCAAAGUUUUCUUAAUAAUAUAGAAAAAUUUCCUCCUUUGAUGACGUUUGUUGGGAAUUAUUCAUAUGACUAUAAACUUAACAGCUCCUUCCAAAAUAAAUUAAGAUGGUAAAAUGAUUUAAAAAUAUGGAAGCUUGAAUACUCAUAAUCAGUAAUUAAACUAAUGAAUUCUACUUCUUAUUAGAAAGAAUAGUCUUCUCAUAUAAAUAAAUCAACUGCCUUAAGUAAUUAAUAAGAUUAAAAAAAGAUAAUUAAAAAGUAGUAAACUAUUAGUAGAUGGAAAAAUAAUGGAAAAAAAAAUUAAGACUACCAAGAUAUUAUUGGCUUCACUAGCAGCUUAUAAACAUAAUAUCAAAGUAUAAAAAAAACAUUAAAAUCAUCUAAAAAAUAAAAUUCUUUAUUUAGGACAACUUUUCUUAAUACAUUCCAAAAUACAGCAAAAGCAGAAUCAAACAAUCCUGUUAGUUCUAAAUAAGAAAUUAGUUUUUUUUUAUCAAAUGACAAUUUAAAUUGUUAAGACUCAAAUUAGAUGAGAUAAAUAAACUCAAAACCAAAACAAGAUAUAAUUUAGCUUAGCUUAGACAGUAUGCGCAAAUAAGAAGAUUUUAAGUAUGAUUCUAAUAUAUUAAAAUGUUAAUAAUAAUUACAAAUCUUGCCAAACGAAAAUUCCAACUUUUAAAAUGUAACCAAAACGAGCUAAAAUUAAAUAUGUUCAAAAUAAGAAAAUUAAUAAGAAAUUACUUAAAAUAUUAGCAAAUAAAUUAAAUAUUAAUAGCAAGUAGAUUAUUGCUAAGACUUAGAAAGCCUUGAUGGACAAAUAAAUGUAAUGCCCAUCUAAUAAAAAUUUCACUUAAAAUAAUGA
Messenger RNA from Tetrahymena thermophila SB210, 882 nucleotides. RefSeq lists its product as hypothetical. The transcript is spliced from 2 exons. The record is from RefSeq and is a predicted model, not a curated record. Lineage: Eukaryota; Ciliophora; Oligohymenophorea; Hymenostomatida; Tetrahymenidae.